Gambusia affinis (western mosquitofish) is the source of this 2838-nucleotide messenger RNA. It is a transcript of the gene trim59, whose product is annotated as tripartite motif containing 59. The transcript is spliced from 5 exons. Lineage: Eukaryota; Metazoa; Chordata; Actinopteri; Cyprinodontiformes; Poeciliidae. The coding region runs from base 1105 to 2403 and encodes 432 amino acids. Gene Ontology annotation, cellular component: chromatin; nucleoplasm; intraciliary transport particle B. Gene Ontology annotation, molecular function: zinc ion binding; ubiquitin-protein transferase activity. Gene Ontology annotation, biological process: cilium assembly; positive regulation of DNA-templated transcription. The record is from RefSeq and is a predicted model, not a curated record.
AAUGAGAGGCAAGUACCUUGAUUGGAUGUGCAGUAAAUGGAUCUUAAAACGGUAUGAAAAGGACCAAUAUCCCAUGAUGCAACAGCCACCAUGCUUCAUCGAGUACUAUGGUUUGAAUGCUGUGGGGGUUGUCUAGUGAAGCGACCGCAAGAACCAACCGAACUCUCGGUCCGUCUUGUUCCAUUUCUCUUUAAGACGGUGGAUGUGUUCCCUAGGAUGUCCUUUUAUUUCAACAAUAGAACCUUUUGGGCCACGUCUUGAGUUUACGGUCUCGUUUUGUCACAUUUAUUCUGGUUCCUAAAUGGGAACCAGGAAAAUGGAAACUGGAGAGGGGAACGUUUUCAGAAAAUAAUGCAAUCAACGUAACAUUGUGACUUUUAUCUCCUUAAUACAUACCCAAAUAAAGAAGCUUAAUAUAUAGGUUUCUUUACAUAGCAAAGUGCAAAUAGUGCCACCGCUCGUUUCCAGCUACUGGUUGGUUUCAAACGAGAGACAAGACGCUCCCUUAUUGGCUAAACUGGCCGAUUGACCGUUAAUCCGCAUGCGCAAUAGAAAACGGACACUGUCGGAAAUUUAUGCUCCAUUCAAUAUGUAAUCGAAAAUGGGAAGUUCCGAGUUCCAAGUGGGAUUGUGAAAUUUGACUCGUUUUAAAAAGUUUGCGUUGCGUGAAACGACAUAGAAUUGUACGCUUAACCCCAUUUGUUUUGUGAUUGAAAGAAUAACGUGAAAAUGAAUUAAUUGGUGCACACCCGAAACGCCACAAAGAUUAUCUUUGACUUCCGAGGCAAAAUAAACGCAACAAAUUAUUCAAGGAACAUCAUAACUUGCCUCUAAACUGACGUCUUUGUUGUUUUCAGUACGCUCCGAAAAAAUGAGAAACGUUUUAUACGUGAGCUAGUAUUUUUUCCGCGUUAAAACUACAACUACCUGGUUUUGAAUGUUAACUCUCCUUCCGUGUUACGACCCGUCUGUUUUGGAAAUGCAAGUUUACUAGACGUGCAUGAAAGCAGCACGAGAAGGAAGAGGAGAGGAAAAGCUGUUAUGGUCACUUUCCACUGAAAAUAGGCAGGUGUGACCCCCGCGGCGUGCCGACCGCCUCCAGCGAUGGACAGCCUGGAGGAGGACCUGACCUGCUCCGUGUGCUACUCGCUGUUCUCCGACCCGCGCGUCCUGCCGUGCUCCCACACCUUCUGCAAGAACUGCCUGGAGAACCUGCUGCAGGUGUCCACCAACUACUCCAUCUGGCGCCCGUUGCGCCUGCCCAUAAAAUGUCCCCACUGCCGCAGCGUGGUGGAGCUGCCGCCGAGCGGCGUGGACGCGCUCCCGUCCAACGUGUCUCUGCGAGCCAUCGUCGAGAAAUACCAGAGGGAUGGCGAGCCGCGGGCGCCGUCCUGCCAGGAGCACCGCAGGCAGCCGCUCAACAUGUACUGCGUCCAGGACCGGCAGCUGAUCUGCGGCCUGUGCCUGACUGUCGGCCAGCACCAUGGUCAUCCCAUAGACGACCUGCAGGCGGCCUUUGUCAGAGAAAAACAAACCCCGGCGCUGCUGCUGGCCAGGCUCUCGGAGCAGAAGUGGAGUCAGGUGUGUGAGCUGGCGGAGCAGCUGGAGCAGGAGAAGGCGCACUGCGACGCUCUGCUGAGGCAGGACCAGCAGGAGGUCAACCAGUUUUUUGUCUCUUUAGAGGAGGUGCUGGCCAGGAAGAAGCAGGCCUACCUGGAGGCUCUGAGCGAGGCUGCUGCAGAGGUGGCCGCGACCUACGACCCUCUCAUCCACACAGUCAAGGAGCUGCAGGAGGAGCAGUUGGACCUGGUGUCUCUGGGCUCGUCUGUGGAGGAGGAAGACUCCCCCCUGGUGUUUUUGGAGAAAGUCCAUCAGUUCAGAGAUCGGGUGGAGAAGUUCAUCAGAGCCCCGCUGCCCUCCGGGAUCAACCUGUCGGUGACGCCGCGCGCAGCGGCCUACCUGCAGCAGAACUGGCCCGCAGUGACCAUCAGCAGCUUGGAGCAGGCGCCGGUUCCCAAGCUGUGCUGCUGCACCAGAUGCGACGGUGGGAUCGGCACGGAAGACGCAGAGGCAGACCCGCCUGUCCCACCUGCCUGGGACAGGUGGCGCCAGCUGAAGCCCACCACUUCCGUAGCCCUGCUGGGCCUGCUGCUGCUGCUGGCGGCGGCGUUGUGGGCCAACCCCGUCGGAGGCGCGUCGCUCGGGUUCUCCCUCCUUUCCCGCCUCAGUCAGCUGGCCCAGAGUCUGAGCGGCAGCCUCGCCUCGUCCGUGUGGGACACAAUGGAGGCGGAGUGCGCAGAGAUGGGGGCUGCGGUGCAGAGGUGGAGCUCGCAGCUGUCUGUCUUCAGAGACCGAGUCGUUCAGCAGGUGGCUGCUUUAUUUAAAACGUCAACGUCUCGCUGAGGACGGCCCAACUGGAAACCAAACUGUCUGAACGUGGAGCAGUCUCAUUACCUCGUUCCAAAACACCAAAACAGCCUCACUUUUGUUACUUUCUAACAGGUAUGUUUGAAGUUUCACAUAAAAAAACAAACAAACUACGUAAUGUCCAGCCUAAAUAGCAACAAGUUUUUGUUGUUUGUUUUUUUUUUUGUCUUUUCAGCAAAACAGGAAUUUAAUUAAGCCAGAACCUCUUCUGCUCAUUUCCUGUCAGCACACUUAGGAGAUGAAGACAAUCAGAGACAUGCUGCAGCAGCACAUGUGCAGAAGGUUUCUCGUUCACUUCCUGUGUGUUUCACUCUAUAAUCACACAUUAUGUAGCAAUAUUAAUUUUUGACAAGUGCUACUUUCUUUUUAUUAUAUUACUUCCACUCAUAAUAAAAGAUGCAGAGACUUGGA